UGGACCAAAACCAGGCAAAUGGACUCGGAGUUAUCAGAACCAACAUCACCAAAAGUAACAUGCGCUGGGCAGAUCAAAGUCAGACACAAGGCAAGCUCCUGCAAGAACUGGCAAUCAGUCAUGGAAGAGAUUGAAAGGAUUCACAUCAGCAGGAAAAGCACCAAAAAAUCAACCUGGCUUGACUCACUGGGAUUCAAGAAAGAUAUAAUGCAAUUCUUAACAUGUUUAAGAAACAUAAGAUUCGAUUUUCGAUGCUUUGGUUCCUUUCCAGCUCAAUCAGAUAUCACCAGUAAUGAUGAAGAAGAAUAUGAAGAGUACGGGGAAUAUCAAGAAAACCAUGUUGGUGUUGAUGGAAGAAUUGACAAAGAGGAUUCAAGAACCAUAUUUUCUAAAUGGUUCAUGAUGCUGCAAGAGAAUCAGAAUAGCACUACUGGGUUCUUCAAAGAAGACGCUAAACAGAAAGAGAGGUCUUGCAAUGAUGAGUCUCUAGCUGCGCCCUCUGUUCCACCACCAAAUGCUCUCCUGCUUAUGAGGUGUAGGUCUGCUCCGGCGAAGAGUUGGCUGGAAGAAGAAGAAGAAGAGAAAGACAGGAAGCAAGAAGAGAAGAAAGGAAAGAAUUUGAAGGCUUUAAUGGAGGAAGAAGGAAAAAACAGUAAAAAAGAGAACUUGGUAAUGAUGAGCUAUGAUACAGAUUUCUAUAAACUUUCAACUGAUAUAGCUGAGGAAACAUGGAUUGGUGGUGGAACGAAAGAUACAGUAGCAAGAAGUAGAAGUUGGAAGAGAUGAUCAUGAACCUGGUGAUCCUGCUACAUUUUCCAUUUUACUUAGUCCCUGCCAAGCACACGGGGGAGUUAAAUUCUCCUUCCUAUUCAAAGCUAAAGCUAAAGGGGACAAUUCCUGUUUUGUGAAAGCAACGUCGGUUGCUUGCACGGGCUUGUUUUCCUCUUCUGAAAUAACGAGUAACUCAAAAGGUCAAAAGGGACGAUUCCUGUUUUGUAAAUAAAAGGACAGCCACAGCACAAAUUUCUCUUCCUCUUCUGAAACAGGGGAUGUCAAAUUUUCUUUUACGUUCGAUGUAUAAUAACGUCAGUAGCAAAAGGCAACAAUUCCUAUUUUUUUCCUU
Messenger RNA from Populus euphratica (Euphrates poplar), 1123 nucleotides. RefSeq names its product nucleolar GTP-binding protein. The record is from RefSeq and is a predicted model, not a curated record. The transcript has 2 exons. Lineage: Eukaryota; Viridiplantae; Streptophyta; Magnoliopsida; Malpighiales; Salicaceae. Gene Ontology annotation, molecular function: DNA binding. Bases 19 to 786 code for a protein of 255 amino acids.